CCCGGCCCAAUAUUCCUCAUCCUGCCAAGAAAGUUGAUCUGCUGGCGCCGAUCGUCGGACCUCUUUAGGAAGACGAAGGGUGUCUGCUGAUCUACCAUCUACACUGGCUUUGUAUGAAGCGUAGGGGAGAAGAGAAAGACGAUCGAUGGCUCAGAUUCCAAAUUUAGAUAAUUCUCCUCUGAAUCUCAAAGCUCUCAGGGACCAGUCUCAGAAGGAGCUCGUUAACAUCCUCAGGAGUAUUCGGGGAAAGAAGUGCUUGGUCAUUGAUAAGAAGCUCAGUGGUUCUAUCUCUUUGGUCAUCCAGACUUCAAUUCUUGUGGAACAUGGGGUCGAAUUGCGGCUUCUAUCUCCAGAGCCUCUUCAAACUGAGUGCACAAAAGUGGUUUAUCUUGUCCAUUCUAAUCUUAAUUUGAUGAGUUUCAUAUGCUCUCACAUUCAUUCCGAUGUAACAAAAGGACUCCAGAGAGAGUACCAUAUUUAUUUUGUUCCUCACCGUGGGGUUGAUUGUGAGAAGAUUCUUGAGGAGGAGAAAGUUCAUCAUUUAAUUAGCAUUGGGGAAUACCCAUUGUACAUGAUUCCAAUGGAUGAAGAUGUAUUAUCAUUUGAACUUGAUUAUUCUAACAAAGAAUGCCAAGUUGAUGGUAACACAAGUUCACUUUGGCAUAUUGCAAAGGCGUUACACAAACUUGAGUUUUCUUUUGGAGUUAUACCAAAUGUGAGGGCCAAAGGUAAAGCAUCAGUACGUGUUGCUGACAUUCUCAAUCGCAUGCAAGCAGAAGAGCCUGUGAACCUGUCUGAUAGAAGUACAUUGGAGAUAAAUACUCUCAUACUUAUAGAUAGGGAGGUGGACAUGGUCACUCCUAUGUGUUCUCAAUUAACAUAUGAAGGACUGCUGGACGAGUUGCUGCACAUCAACAAUGGUUCUGUGGAGGUAGAGUCAGCUAUUAUGGGCGUUCAGCAAGAGGGAAAAAAGAUCAAAGUUCCACUUAAUUCAAGUGACAAGCUCUUUAAGGAGAUUCGCGAUCUCAAUUUUGAAGUUGUUGUCCAGGUCCUACGUCAAAAAGCAACUGCCAUGAAGCAGGACUAUACAGAGAUGACUACUAGUGACCAGUCUGUUUCUGAACUAAAGGAUUUUGUGAGGAAGCUCAACUCCUUGCCAGAAAUGACUAGGCACAUAAAUCUUGCUCAGCAUCUCUCAACUUUUACAUCAAAGCAAUCUUUUCUUGGACGACUUGACAUGGAGCACACAAUUGUUGAGGCUCAGAGCUAUGACAUAUGCUUCGAGUACAUUGAAGAAAGUAUCCAUAAGCAGGAGCCUCUUGUUAGUGUCCUCAGGCUUCUCAUUUUGCUUUCAGUUACGAAUUAUGGGUUGCCCAAAAAGCAUUUUGAUUAUUUGAGGAGGGAGCUACUCCACAGCUAUGGAUUUGAGCAUAUUGCACUGUUGAAUAAUUUAGAAAAAGCGGGAUUGCUUAAGAAGCAGGAGACAAAAAGCAACUGGCCGACCAUCAAACGUGCUCUGCAACUUGUAGUUGAAGAUACCGACACUGCCAACCCCAAUGAUAUUGCAUACGUCUUUUCUGGAUAUGCUCCUCUCAGUAUUCGCCUUGUGCAGCAUGCCGUUCGAUCUGGAUGGCGUCCUAUUGAAGAAAUUUUGAAAUUGCUCCCUGGACCACACUCAGAAACAAAGAGAGGUGGAUUCUCAAGUAGUCCAUCGUAUGACACAUUGCAGGGUGCUUCAGCAGCCGUCAAUAAGGUUGCUGAUGGACGGCGUUCCUUAGUGCUCAUCGUCUUCAUUGGAGGGGUAACCUUUGCAGAAAUUGCUGCUCUUCGGUUUCUCAGUGCUCAGGAGAGUAUGGCAUAUGAUUUGAUUGUCGCGACAACAAAAAUUAUCAGUGGCAAUACUUUGAUUGAGACAUAUAUGGAGAACAUGGGGUGAGUUUGAGAAUUUUGUGUGAAGUUCAUGGCCUGUAGCAGAGAUAAGACUUCCGGUUGCAUGCCGGUACUUGUACCUUGGUUUAAUGUGAAUCCAGUGUAGAGACAUUCUGUAGAGAAACAUCCAAUGUUCGAGUUGAGAUAGGAGGAAACUUGACAAAUGGUUAUGAUCCAGUCAUUAGACUUGUGGGAUAUGUCAUUUCAAGCUAUCAAAUACCAAAUGACUGAAAGAUCAAUUGGCAUUACAAAUGAUUAUGUUUUGAUCUUAUCAAGUUUCUUGCAAUUGCGAGUUUACGGUUUAGUAUUUAGGGUA
Messenger RNA from Tripterygium wilfordii, 2245 nucleotides. Its product is annotated as vacuolar protein-sorting-associated protein 33 homolog. The transcript has 22 exons. NCBI's taxonomy places the organism in Eukaryota, Viridiplantae, Streptophyta, Magnoliopsida, Celastrales, Celastraceae. Gene Ontology annotation, biological process: vesicle-mediated transport; intracellular protein transport. Bases 146 to 1936 code for a protein of 596 amino acids. Gene Ontology annotation, cellular component: vacuole; CORVET complex. The record is from RefSeq and is a predicted model, not a curated record.